Messenger RNA from Oncorhynchus tshawytscha (Chinook salmon), 5804 nucleotides. RefSeq names its product tripartite motif-containing protein 2. The record is from RefSeq and is a predicted model, not a curated record. Lineage: Eukaryota; Metazoa; Chordata; Actinopteri; Salmoniformes; Salmonidae. Gene Ontology annotation, biological process: negative regulation of translation; protein polyubiquitination; proteasome-mediated ubiquitin-dependent protein catabolic process. The transcript is spliced from 15 exons. Gene Ontology annotation, molecular function: protein binding; translation repressor activity; ubiquitin protein ligase activity. Bases 644 to 2650 code for a protein of 668 amino acids.
CUCUGUUGCCGUAGCGAUCUCCUCUCUCUCCCUCAGACCGAGCAGCAUAACACACGGACGGAUGGACCUGGCCUUUAUCGCUAUGAAGAUGGAUCCACCGUGGAAUAUCCAGAGGUACUACUAUCACCACAACAACCAGGCAACACAGACAAUGAGUUUCCAUUCCUGAGGUGAACCCGUCCAGAGUUACUGCGGUCCAGAGUUACUGCAGUCCUGAGGUGAAUCCGUCCAGAUUUACUGCGGUCCUGAGGUGAACCCGUCCAGAGUUACUGCGGUCCAGAGUUACUGCAGUCCUGAGGUGAAUCCGUCCAGAUUUACUGCGGUCCUGAGGUGAACCCGUCCAGAGUUACUGCGGUCCAGAGUUACUGCAGUCCUGAGGUGAAUCCGUCCAGAUUUACUGCGGUCCUGAGGUGAACCCGUCCAGAGUUACUGCGGUCCUGAGGUGAAUCCGUCCACAGUUACUGCGGUCCUGAGGUGAAUCCGUCCAGAGUUACUGCAGUCCUGAGAAAGGGUUUGUCCACCUGCCCAGUCCCUCCUUUAGCUGCAGUAAAAGGGGUGUGUCUGUUUGUCUGGCCCCUCCCCCUGACUGCAGAAAGGGGUGUGUCUGUGCGUCGGUGUACAGAAAGGGGUGUGGACUGGCCUGAUGGAGGCGGGACAUCCGUCACCUGACAGCAGUAAUGAGGAGUGUACAGUACUGGAGGCUCUAUCGGGACUGGCCUGUCACACACACACUGGCAAGGUGACGGAGCUGUACUGUUCAGGGUGUGAGGUGUGUGUGUGUGAGGUGUGUGCGUUGGGGGAGCAUGCAGACCAUCCCACGGGACCGUUAUUAGCAGCUCUGGGGACACACAGAGACGGCCUGCAGGAGAGACUGACUGCUGCACAGAACAGACUGCCUCAGAUCUCGGAGGCCCUGGUCUCUCUGAGAGAGAUCCUACAGCAGCUGACCAAUCAGAGAGCUUUGAUCGAGGAGGACAUCCACAUCAGCUUCGAAGAGCUCCACAAGACCCUGGACGUCAGGAAGAGUGUCCUACUGAUGGAGCUAGAGGUCACCUACGGACUGAAACAGAAGGUCUUGCAGGCCCAGCUGGACACCUUACUCCAUGGCCAGGGGGGUAUUGUUGACACAUGUACCCAGACAGAGAAGGCCCUGAGCGGGGAGGCCCGCGCCGCGAGCCUGCAGGCUGAGAGAGGCCUUGGGGAGAGGCUGAGGGAUCUGGCCAGCCAAGGGCUACCGUUCCAGGCUGAGGAGAAUGAUCAGCUGGAUUUACUGAUGGAGACAGAGGGGCUGAGAAAGUCUAUCCACAAACUGGGGACUAUCAUCACUACCAGUGCGGUGGCGAGCCAGAGUGAGGCGUCGGGUGUGGGACUGGAGCAGUGCAUCGUGGGUCUCCCAGCCUGCGUAACCAUAAUGACCAGAGACAAGGCCGGCGGACCAUGCAGGAGCGGCAAUGCCAUCCUGUCUGCUGAGGUGUGUACUCCAGAUGGUAGCGUGGCGGACGGGGAGAUACUCGACUAUAAGAACGGAACAUAUGAUUUUGUUUACACUGUAAACAAGGAAGGAGAGUUUUCAUUGGCUCUCCGGCUCUAUGACCAACACAUCAAAGGAAGUCCCUUCAGACUCAGAGUUACCAGGUCCCCUGACCCUGAGGAGUCUCCUCCCACCACCACAGCCACCUCUCUGACGGCCACCGCCACCCCGUCUACAGGCUCCUCUGAGGGGGCUAAGCGGAGAGGAAAGUCCCCUGGGAGUAAGAAGAAGGGGUCCAGGAGGACAGGCAGUGCCCUGGGAACACCCAGACGCAAAGAGAAUCCCAUCGAAGAUGAUCUCAUCUUCAGGAUCGGUACUAAGGGGAGAAAUAAAGGAGAGUUUACUAACCUGCAGGGUGUGUCGGCAUCCUCCAAUGGCAGGAUUCUAAUAGCAGACAGCAAUAACCAGUGUGUCCAGAUCUUCUCUAAUGAGGGGGAAUUUAACAGUCGUUUUGGGGUGAGGGGUCGGUCGCCAGGUCAACUCCAACGACCAACCGGUGUGGCUGUUCACCCCAACGGUGACAUCAUCAUCGCCGACUACGACAACAAGUGGGUCAGCAUCUUCUCCAGCGAGGGCAAAUACAAGGCCAAGCUGGGCUCUGGUAGGCUAAUGGGACCAAAGGGCGUGUCAGUGGAUCAGAACGGCCAUGUGAUCGUCGUUGACAACAAGGCAUGCACCGUCUUCAUCUUCCAGCCAACCGGCAAGCUCGUUUCUAAAUUCGGUAGCCGCGGCAACGGAGACAAACAGUUUGCAGGUCCUCAUUUUGCAGCCGUCAACAACAACAAUGAGAUCAUAGUGACAGACUUUCACAACCACUCAGUCAAGGUGUUCACCCCAGAGGGAGAGCUGCUGCUGAAGUUUGGAUCUAACGGAGAGGGCAACGGUCAGUUUAAUGCUCCUACAGGCGUGGCCGUCGAUGUGAAUGGGAACAUCAUUGUAGCUGACUGGGGCAACAGCCGCAUACAGGUGUUUGACGGUAGUGGCUCCUUCCUGUCCUAUAUCAACACAUCAGCUGACCCUCUCUACGGACCUCAGGGUCUGGCUCUCACCUCUGAUGGACACGUGGUGGUGGCCGACUCUGGGAACCACUGUUUCAAGGUCUACAGAUACCUACAGUAAUAGAGGGAGUGAGAAGAGAGAUGGAGAGAUGGAUGGACAGAACCACUGUUUCAAGGUCUACAGAUACCUACAGUAAUAGAGGGAGGGAGGUAUGGGAGAAUGGAUGGAGGGAGAAGAGAGAUGGAGAGAUGGAUGGACAGAAUCACCGUUUCAAGGUCUACCACUUCCUGGUGUGAACUUAAAUGACGACCAAUCAAAUCUGCUCCUCUCUGACGACACGUCACUCAUCUGCCUUACUAUUGGCCAGAGCUGCACAGUGAGAGCAUUGGUCCUGAGACCUACCUCUCGGCUUGCCAAAAUGAUGUCACAGCUCCCCAUCCCACCGUGGAAACCUGUUAAUCUGACUCAAUAUCAAACUAAUCUCAACCUGUUAAUCUGACUCAAUAUCAAACUAAUCUCAACCUAUUCAUCUGACUCAAUAUCAAACUAAUCUCAACCUGUUAAUCUGACUCAAUAUCAAACUAAUCUCAACCUAUUAAUCUGACUCAAUAUCAAACUAAUCUCAACCUGUUCAUCUGACUCAAUAUCAAACUAAUCUCAACCUGUUAAUCUGACUCAAUAUCAAACUAAUCUCAACCUGUUAAUCUGACUCAAUAUCAAACUAAUCUCAACCUGUUAAUCUGACUCAAUAUCAAACUAAUCUCAACCUGUUAAUCUGACUCAAUAUCAAACUAAUCUCAACCUGUUAAUCUGACUCAAUAUCAAACUAAUCUCAACCUGUUAAUCUGACUCAAUAUCAAACUAAUCUCACCCUGUUUACCUGACUCAAUAUCAAACUAAUCUCACCCUGUUAAUCUGACUCAAUAUCAAACUAAUCUCAACCUGUUAAUCUGACUCAAUAUCAAACUAAUCUCAACCUGUUAAUCUGACUCAAUAUUAAACUAAUGUCAACCUGUUAAUCUGACUCAAUAUCAAACUAAUCUCAACCUGUUAAUCUGACUCAAUAUCAAACUAAUCUCAACCUGUUUAUCUGUGGAGAUUACCUAUGGAGUCUACAGAACAAUAUAUAAAUUGUACGUAUGGGUUCUAGAGAACGAUACAAAUUGUUCGUAUGGGUUCUAGAGAACAAUACAAAUUGUUCAAAUGGGUUCUAGAGAACGAUACUGAUAAAUGUAUGUUCUAUAGAAUAAUAAUAUUUAUAGUUCGUUUGCGGAUCGUUGUCUGCAAAAUCAAUAAGGAAUGCUCAGUAAUGUUCAAGAACGUGGCUAUGGUUAUUCUAACACUCCACAGAUAUAUUAAUAAAUCAAUCAAUUGAUGAUUGGUUGAUUUGAUUGAUUGAGCUAAAAGGCAACUUGCGACUUUACACUUGGAUAAGGUAUUUAUUCAACCAUACAAUUUUUCAGAAGAAAAUAAAAUACUGGGUGCUUUCCAAAUUGCUUCCCUACGUAGUGCACUACGUAGUGCACUACGUAGGGAACAAAGUGCUAUUUGGGAGACGGACACAGUUGAAAGAUAACAUGGAAGAGUAUAUAUAUUAUCCUUAUUAUUAAUACCGAUCAAUAACCAUUUGCAAACUAACUCUCAUCAAUGCUGUUUUCACCCCCCCAUUAGAAAAAAAACAAAACAAUAUACCAUUUUAGAAGUAGGGCUCAGCACGAUUUAAAUCCAAAGGUCCUUUCCGAUUGAACCGUGAAUGCAGUCUCCAGGAACGAGGGAACAUUGCCUUUUGAAUUUCUAUUACGCUAUAGCGUAGAUCUUCAUGAAUUGAGCCCUUAAUAUUUGAUUAAUAAGUUAUUUUCUUGUUAAGGAUUCCAAAUGAGUUUCUUUAUGAUUAAGUGUGCUGUUGCUUGUCAGUACAGUAAUAUAUCACUCAUAACGGAAUACCAGAGUAUUCUAGAACAAUUCCACUGUUUUCUAGAAGAAGAAAAAACAUAGUAUUCUAGAAGCAUGCUUUUUGUUUUUAGUCACUGUAUCAAUAGAUCUCAACGGAACUCAACCGAAACAAUGGAAUUGCCAUGGAAACGGCCAUGGGGGAAAGAUCCUGAAUCUCUUCAUUGCCCCCCAGCAAAAUUAGCCUACAUUUAGGCUAUUGUUAACAUUUGUAUUUCACGGUAUGUUGAGGUAAAAAUCAGAGUAUAAUGCUUGUAUGGAUGUCAACCCCAACACGUCAUCAUUACCAAUCAACCGCAUUACAGUUAAAAAAAACUUCCACCACCAAUUUCUGUAUGCUAACGAUGCUAACCAGCUUAUACGAACGGGAGUUCACAUUUAGCAGUCAUUUCUUAAAUCUAGAAAGGGACAACUUCCACAUAUCAUGCAGCGAAAACAGACAAAUAUAUCCAAUUUGGACUUCAGUAACCACACUGUGGGCCUCUUACAAUACAUACAUCAUGAUGGAUUUGACAAAUAUCCUCUCGGUUACAUCAGAUUUGUUGAAUGUGCUCCAAUCUGGUCAACGGAAUAUCUGCGUUCCAUUGACUGCUUUACCGCAUCUAUCUGUUAUGAUCCAACAGUGUUCUGUUAGAAUCAUAUUCAGAGUUCCAAAAUUCCGGGAAGUUCCCUAAAAAUUCAAAGCAGGUUUUCCAGAAAUCCUGGUUGUAAGAUUCCCGGAAUCAGGAAGGAAUAUGCAGGAAAUCCUAGAAUUUUAUAACUUAGAUUUCUGGAAAGUCUGCAUGGAAAUAUGGGGAAAUAAAAAGCACUUUUCAAACCUGUAUCCAUACCAUGGGGUAGCUGUCUGUUCUGCCCCUCAACAAGGCAGUUAACCCCACUGUUCCUAGGCCGUCAUUGAAAAUAAGAAUUGGUUCUUAAUUAACUGACUUGCCUCGUUAAAUAAUGGUAAAUAAAUAUAGAAUACUGUAACAUCUGUAGGCUAAUGGGAAGGAUUGGAUGAGGAAUCAGGGGGUUGUGUGCCAAAUGGAACCCUGUUUCCCAGAGCCCUAUGGACCUUGGUCGAAGUUAGGCACGACACUGGGUGCUAUGUAGGAUACUGACUAUCAAACAAAUGUCUACCCUACAUUUCCAACACUUAUAGGAAGUGCCCCAACAAUACUGAAGAACAUUUCGGUUCACAUUCUGAAUGUAUUUAUGUUAUUAUUUAUUAUUUGGGGUUAUUUAUUCCUGGGGCGCAGUACUACUAUGGGCUGACCCUGUAAAACAACACCUAUCAUACUACUAUGACUGACCCUGUAAAACAACACCUAUCAUACUACUAUGA